This is a messenger RNA of Triticum urartu, 868 nucleotides long. The record is from RefSeq and is a predicted model, not a curated record. NCBI's taxonomy places the organism in Eukaryota, Viridiplantae, Streptophyta, Magnoliopsida, Poales, Poaceae.
GGGCUCUAUUUUCCGAUGCCGCCGAAUCACAAGCCCAGCCCAGCUACACUUGCCUGUUUCGGUUUGCAUCUGUCUCUCUGCAGAGUGUGGAGACGACAAGGCAGCCACGCCGGCCGGAUCACCACCGCCACCGCGCCGGGCCAACCCUUGUACAGCCAGCCGGGCUCCCUCGCGCCGGCGGCACAGCGAUUCUCCCGAACUCAUCACCACCCCACUCCGGCCGGCCGGCCGCCCGUCCGCCCAUGGCCGUGGCGACCACCGGCAUCAGCAGGGCAAGCACGGCGCGGCGAGUCCCGCUUCAUCCUGCGCUGCGACAUAUCAGCCUCGCCCUCACCUUCCGCAUACCCCCUCCGCCUCUCGAGGAGCGAGGUGAAUAAGAGGCUCAUUAACGUGGAUUGCCUUCAGUGCCGUCGACAAAUUGAAGGAGGAUUGCGAGAUGCUGGAACAUUUGUUUUGUUCCCUGCCUAGUUGUUGAAUUCUGCAGCUUCGAACCCCACACACAACCCAGAGUUGUCUUCCAGGUUGAAACUGAUUUGCCAUCAGAGUCUUGUUGUAUGUGUCUUCUCUUCAUUCUUAAUGUUUCGUGUCUGCUAACCUGUUCGGGAGAAUCAACAUCUCAUACUGGUUGAUUGCGGUCUACCAUGGAGGCUAUAUCACUUGAAAGCUGUAUUGAAUGUGUCGUUGGCAAAAUACGCCGACAUAAUCAGUAUCUCAGCACGACUUGUGUCUUUUACUGUCGUAUUUCUUAUGUGCAUCAGAGGAAAUGUGCUCUCUAGGCAUGUCGGGCCGUACCGAGUCCAAGACUUAAUGAAUAUAAUAUCGUCCUGUCCAGUGAUCAAUACAAAGGACACUUGAAUUCGGUUUCUAA